AUGCAUUCCUCGCUCUUGGCCAGCAACGUAGGCGCGCUGCUGCCAUUUCUGGUGGUGCUGCUCGGCCAAGUGGCCAUGUCGUUCGUGUUGGAAGGUUCGGCGACUAGUUACGCGCAGUUCAGAAAAUGGAACGCCGGGCUGAACGGCACGCUGGAGUUCGAGUUCAAGACCGAGCAGGGCAACGGUCUGCUUCUCUACACCGACGACGGUGGCACCUACGACUUCUUCGAGGUGAAGCUGGUCGAGAGCGCGCUCCGACUGAGAUACAACCUCGGCGGCGGUGCGCAGAUCGUCACCGUCGGCCACGACCUCGGCGACGGCCACUGGCACAAGGUGCAGAUCACCAGGUGCAACGAGAACACAACGUUGACGGUGGACGGAGUCAGCGCGGUAUCCACGUCGCGCGGCAAGGAGUUCGAGUUUGGCAAACUGUCAGGCAACUCCGACGUUUACGUGGGCGGUAUGCCUAGCUGGUACAACAGCAAGCUGACGUUGCUGGCGUUGCCGAGCGUGAUCUUCGAGCCGAGGUUCAACGGGUUCAUCAGGAACCUGGUGUACGCCGACGGGGAGAACACGGUGCCCAGAAGGCAGGAGAUGAAGAGCCGAGACGCCAAGGUAAAUGAGUUUCCUUUGUCGCAAGGCCAGGUAUAAUAAUGAACUGCGCGAUUGUAACGCGACGCAGGAUAUAUUUACUUGCGCGUAGGACGUAUGAAAGGCUAUGAUAGGUAUGAAUGAGCUCGGCGGGUCACGAGCGUAGGAAUAGAAUGAAAUUCACAAAGGAUGAACGUCGCACCACGGUGAUAUCGAACGUUGAACUACCCCCUUGGUUUAUAAAUAUUUGUUACGUAACGAGGCGAUGCGACGUUGUAAAAAAAUGAAGUUACUCAGGUAUGUAUAUACCUGCUGUUACUUGUAUCAUUGAUAAAUUUUUCAGAUAACAAAGAAUUUAAAAUAA
This is a messenger RNA of Heterotrigona itama, 955 nucleotides long. The record is from the annotation of a GenBank genome assembly. Lineage: Eukaryota; Metazoa; Arthropoda; Insecta; Hymenoptera; Apidae.